This is a messenger RNA of Tripterygium wilfordii, 1636 nucleotides long. Its product is annotated as ADP,ATP carrier protein, mitochondrial-like. Gene Ontology annotation, molecular function: ATP:ADP antiporter activity. Bases 191 to 1369 code for a protein of 392 amino acids. The transcript is spliced from 4 exons. Gene Ontology annotation, biological process: mitochondrial ADP transmembrane transport; mitochondrial ATP transmembrane transport. The record is from RefSeq and is a predicted model, not a curated record. NCBI's taxonomy places the organism in Eukaryota, Viridiplantae, Streptophyta, Magnoliopsida, Celastrales, Celastraceae. Gene Ontology annotation, cellular component: mitochondrial inner membrane.
UUGGUGAUGUGUGUUUCUGGGUCGCUAUUAAUUCGGGUUUUGAACAAGUUUUUUGCUUUGAACUCUUCUUGCAUUUCUUAUAAACCCAUUUCAGGUCUCCCUCACAUACUUCUCUUUUUGAGAUCCUUUUUGUUUUUUUUUUUAUUCUUUCAACUCUUUAUUCAAAAGGGUUUUCUGUUUGUAAAUCCUGAUGGCUGAUAAGCACCAGCAUCCAUCCAUUGUUCAAAAGGUGGCUGGUCAGCUCCAGCUUGGUUCUAGUCUUUCCCAAGAUUUUCAGAACCGCCAUGGGUCCUUUCAAAGGCCUGCUUUGCAUCAGAGGCAUUUUGCAUAUGCAAAUUACACAAAUGCGGGAUUGCAGUAUCCCAUGAGACAGGCAUGUCAAGCCACCCCUGAUCUGUCAUUGGUUGCUUCAACUGCCUCACCUGUUUUUGUCCACGCCCCAGCAGAGAAAGGCUUUGCCGGCUUUGCUAUUGAUUUUCUCAUGGGUGGAGUUUCUGCUGCUGUGUCCAAAACCGCUGCAGCUCCAAUAGAGCGUGUAAAGCUCUUGAUCCAAAAUCAGGAUGAGAUGAUCAAGACUGGACGUUUGUCUGAACCUUACAAAGGGAUUGGAGAUUGCUUUGGCCGAACCAUUAAAGAGGAGGGGUUUGUAUCAUUGUGGAGGGGAAACACUGUCAAUGUCAUCCGUUAUUUCCCCACUCAGGCCUUGAACUUUGCAUUCAAGGAUUACUUUAAGAGGCUGUUCAAUUUCAAGAAGGACCGUGAUGGUUACUGGAAGUGGUUUGCUGGUAACUUGGCUUCCGGUGGUGCUGCUGGUGCUUCUUCCCUAUUAUUUGUCUACUCCUUGGAUUAUGCCCGAACACGUCUUGCAAAUGAUGCCAAGGCUGCAAAGAAGGGAGGAGAGAGGCAAUUUAAUGGCUUGGUUGAUGUCUAUAGGAAGACUCUCAAGUCCGAUGGUAUUGCUGGGCUUUACCGUGGAUUUAAUGUUUCCCUUGUAGGCAUCAUAGUGUACCGUGGCCUAUACUUUGGGAUGUACGAUUCCUUAAAGCCAGUUGUUUUGACCGGAAAGUUGCAGGAUAGCUUCUUUGCUAGCUUUGCUCUUGGUUGGGUUAUCACCAACGGUGCUGGUGUUGCUUCAUACCCUCUUGAUACUGUUCGUAGAAGAUUGAUGAUGACAUCAGGUGAAGCUGUGAAGUACAAAAGCUCAUUUGAUGCAUUCUCUCAGAUUGUUAAGAAUGAGGGUGCCAAGUCCCUCUUCAAGGGUGCUGGUGCAAACAUCCUCCGUGCAGUAGCCAGUGCUGGUGUGCUUGCGGGCUAUGACAAGCUUCAGUUGAUCGUGUUCGGGAAGAAGUAUGGUUCUGGUGGAGCCUGAUCAGAAUCCGCAUAUGUUUGUUUCCACUUCAUAUAUCUAUAGAUAGUGAUGAAAAGUUUUGGGUUUAUUUCUAAUAAGGUUAUUCAGGGUAAUUCUUUGAGCAGUUAAAUUUGGAGUGAUUAUAUCUCCUGAACAUUAUUGUAUCAUCUUUUCUUGGGCACAUGUUGCUAUUCCACAUAAUUGAAUUUCGGUUUAUCCUCGAUUGUGGAUUUACCUCUUCUCAAUUUAUUGUUGAAUAUAUGCUUUUGUUGGGACUGAGCUUCCUUA